GUCACACCCUCAAAAAAUGGCCGCUGACAACCACACAAGUCACCGUGUUGCCAUGGAAUAGCAUGGAAUUAAACCUUCUUCAGUGUAUGUGUUUUGUGAAAAAACCAAAACAGGAGCUUCAGGAUUUUUAUAAAAAAACAUUGCUCUAUUUGUUAUAUAAUCCAAAUACAAAGGAACAUGGGAGGCCACGGUGGUCACGGUCAUGGUCACGAAGAGCCCUUCCAGGUCCCAGACUAUAGGAUUUACAAGGUAGAAGACGUUCCAGAGCUCAUGGCUACAAAAAGAGCCCUACAAUCGCUUGGUUUGAAGGACCCAUGGUUGAGGAAUGAAGUAUGGAGAUACAAUCCUAAAGAGUUUGGCACAGAAAGUGGCAGGUUGCGUCUGGCAUUCUUCAGAGGUUUCAAGUAUGGUUUUGCAGCUUUUGUGGUGACAGUUGUUGGCACAGCAAUUUAUGAUAAAGUGUUCCCUGAUGAACAUGGCCAUGGACAUGGUGGCCAUCACUAAUGUGUUGUAAAUAUGUAGAGUAGAUAUAAUAAAUUGUUCAGUUUUUCCAGUACUAUGAUCAUUAUUCAAUCCAGCUCCAGUAUUAUACAAAACAAUCUAC
Molecule: messenger RNA, 604 nt
Organism: Acanthoscelides obtectus
Lineage: Eukaryota; Metazoa; Arthropoda; Insecta; Coleoptera; Chrysomelidae
Source: the annotation of a GenBank genome assembly